Biomphalaria glabrata is the source of this 2095-nucleotide messenger RNA. RefSeq lists its product as uncharacterized. NCBI's taxonomy places the organism in Eukaryota, Metazoa, Mollusca, Gastropoda, Planorbidae. The transcript has 10 exons. Bases 385 to 1989 code for a protein of 534 amino acids. The record is from RefSeq and is a predicted model, not a curated record.
UUUGAAAAUGGGAAGUGGAAGAAAUAAUGUGUAGAUUUAGACCUAGUUUGCUCCCUUGAAUCACUGAACGUUAUAAAGUUUGAAAACAAGCUUCUUGUGCGUGUUGUAAUAACUGUAUUGAGACACUUCCACUAUACCAGUAAACCGAAACGUUGAGAGAGAGGUUCUAUUUGAUCGGUUGUAUCUGCUCAUGACGUCGACCCAUUACAUCAGUGUAUACUAUUUACACACCGUUCUAGUCGUCGGGUUUCAGCGGUUCUUAUGAUCUCAGUACUAAAUACACAGACACAUGUUGAAAAAAAGAUGUGCGCGACUGUGAGAGCUGCCAAACUGGAUUUUAAACUGUAUUUACAUUCCACAAGACAUUGCAUUUGACUUUUUGGUAUGAUAACAAAUUUAAAAAGUUGUAUUUUAGUACCAUUAAGAAUGAUUUUUGUAUGUCUGUUGACGAUUUCCCUGGCAAGUCUAGCACAAGCGUGUAACGAUACCCGGAUGUUCGGAAAUGAAUGCCAGUACCAAUGUCAUUGCGCCAACGGUUGUGAGACAAGCGGGGAAUGUGUCAAUGGGAAAUGUGCCAAAGGGUGGUUCGGCUUUAGAUGUCAAUACAGAAAUAUAGCAGUGGAUGCAACAGUGGAACCAAAGAGAUAUACUUCCUGGUUAACUGAUGGUCUUAAUGACACGUGUAACAAUGAUACGACCAUCUCAUCAGUGACACUGCUCUGGGAUGAAGAGUUUCUAUUUACUUGGAUGACAAUUGAAGUCAACAAUGCUUCAAAACUAACUGCUUUCAAGAUCUGGUUCAUUGCUACUGGCAAAACUUACGAGGAGAUACCAUGCUCUGGUCAACGACUUGCAUUAAUUAAUGAAAACACAUUGAAAAUAUUUUGUGAUCUUAAAGUUUUAAUCGAGCAAGUGAUAUUGGAAGGAGAGGCUGUUUAUUUUCUAUGUUCUCUACAUGUCAGUGGAGGCAGGAAUGUUGCGCUGAAACAAGAAACCAAUCAGACGACGACAUAUUACUCGAAUGAAAGCUACGGGUCUCAAUUUGCAGUGGAUGGUGACCUCAACACCAAUGCAAAGAUACAGGGAUGCAGUCAUACAGCUGUUAAUGACACUGCCCCCUGUUGGACGGUCAGUUUUGAUGGACCACGACGUGUAGAUACAUUUGUUAUUUAUAAUAGAAGAGAUGACCAGCCAGAACGUCUCAAACAUUUCCAACUUAAAGCAGAGAAUGAACACAGUCAGAGUGUAUUCUCUUACCGGGACUCUCUGGACCACUUCCUCUACAUCUACAGAGUGAACAUUCUAGAACAUCUUUCCAUAAAAUCUGUUACCAUCUGCCAGAAUGAGACAGACACACCCUUCGUUACACUUUGCGAAGUGGAGGCUUAUGGCGAAUGUCUACCUGGCUCUUGGGGUUUGAACUGUUCCAACAAGUGUCCUCGUUCAUGCCCUAACUCCUGUGACAGAGAGUAUGGAACAUGCAACGCCAUCUGUGUCGGAUCUAGUGACCCACCUGAUUGUACUAGAGCAUGCGCUGUUACAACUUACGGCAUGAAUUGUUCCCAAAGCUGCAGUGAUUCCUGCUUAAAGAGCUACUGUCAUCCUGAAAAUGGAAGUUGUGUGAGUCAGCGAGUCAGCGAUUUAGAAAAUCACUUGAAAGGAAGCUCCAGCGCUGACAGUCUUUCAACUGGAAUUGGCAUCGGUAUAGGAGCAAGCUGUUGUCUGUUUCUAAUUAUACUUUUCAUCAUUAUCGUGGUAUUUAAGAAAAGAAAACGAGUUCCUCCCAUACCAACAAUCAGACCACCAAGAGGUUAUGACGAUGUAGAUCUGUCUACUCCAGAGGAAUAUAACUAUGAGACAGUACACCAGCAAGACCUGAAGAAAACAAGUUCAGAUGCUAGAGAUGAUACAACAAACAUGUCCCAACAGAAGGAAACAAAUAUCAACCUUUAUGUUAAUACCAACUGGCCUGCCACACACAAAGAUUAAAUUUAAUGCAAGACAACCACCUCAUUACAAUCAAUGAGAACUUGUUAUUAACAAUAUUUAAUGCCUUGCUGUAUAUUCUAUGAAUAAACAUGUCAAAUAAUAAAAA